Messenger RNA from Arabidopsis arenosa, 1321 nucleotides. The record is from the annotation of a GenBank genome assembly. NCBI's taxonomy places the organism in Eukaryota, Viridiplantae, Streptophyta, Magnoliopsida, Brassicales, Brassicaceae.
UGAUCACAGAAGAAAAAUAUGUUUGCUCUUACAUUUCUAACUCCAAAUCCAAGACUUCCAUCUCCAUUGUUCGUUGCCAAGUCUAUUCCCGAAUCAGCGUUGAGCAGAAGAAGCAUAGCUUUUUCAUCUUCUAACUCUUAUCAUUGGAGACCGAACCUUAGAUUUAAUGGCUUCAAGCUCAAGUCAGCUACAGUUCCGGAGAAUGUUGAAGGAGGAGAAUCGGAAUCUGGAAGUUUGGUCAAAGCGUUGAAGUUAGGAGGCAUGUUUGGAGUUUGGUACCUUCUCAAUAUAUACUACAACAUCUUCAACAAACAGGUACUUAGGGUUUAUCCAUAUCCAGCGACUGUAACAGCAUUUCAAUUAGGGUGUGGAACGUUGAUGAUUGCAAUAAUGUGGCUCUUUAAACUCCAUCCACGCCCCAAGUUUGCUCCUUCUCAGUUUACGGUGAUCGUACAACUAGCAGCAGCUCACACGUUAGGUAACUUGUUAACAAACGUGAGCUUAGGGAGAGUAAAUGUCUCUUUCACCCACACAAUCAAAGCAAUGGAGCCUUUCUUCACCGUCUUGUUAUCUGUUCUCUUGCUCGGUGAGUGGCCGAAUCUGUGGAUUGUUUGUUCGUUGUUGCCAAUUGUCGCUGGAGUGUCUUUAGCAUCAUUCACAGAAGCUUCUUUCAAUUGGAUUGGUUUCUGCAGUGCAAUGGCAUCUAAUGUAACGAACCAAUCACGCAAUGUUCUCAGUAAAAAAUUCAUGGUUGGAAAGGAAGCUAUGGACAACAUCAACCUUUUCUCUGUAAUAACAAUCAUCUCCUUUAUGUUACUGGUUCCUGUAGCAAUCCUCAUCGAUGGGUUUAAGCUUACUCCUUCGCAGUUACAAAUAGCAACAAGCCAGGGUUUAUCCGUAAAAGAGUUUUGCAUCAUGUCUCUACUUGCUGGUGUUUGCUUGCAUAGCUACCAACAGGUAUCGUAUAUGAUAUUGGAGAUGGUGUCUCCAGUAACACACUCUGUAGGGAACUGCGUGAAACGUGUGGUGGUUAUUACAUCAUCCAUUAUUUUCUUCAAAACUCCAGUCUCACCUCUUAACUCUAUAGGUACCGCGACUGCACUAGCUGGAGUUUAUUUGUACAGCAGAGCCAAAAGAGUCAAAGUCAAACAAAUCCCAAAAACGUCUUGAAUUAUUAUGUACAUAGAAGCUCUUAAGUUUAAUGGGAUCAAAGUUACUGAAAAAAUGUUGAUAUUUUUGUUCAUCCAUGUAUGUGGUUGGUUUCACUUCACACAUCAUCUUAAUUUUUGUUAAAUUCAACUAAUAAUUAAAAAAUCUAUCU